AUGGCUUUCUCGAUGUCCGCGCUCGAUGUCGCCUUUGUUGGUCUCGCCGUCUGGCUUGCGAAGCAAUUGAUGGACCGCCGCAAGUCGUCACUCCCGCUUCCGCCUGGUCCUCCUGGUCUCCCUCUUAUCGGUAACGCGCUCGACUUGCCUCAAACUCAACCGCACAAGACGUUCAUCGAGUGGGGUCAGAAGUACGGUCCCAUCAUGCAUGUCAACGCCCUCGGACAGCCCAUCAUUAUCGUCAACGAUGUCAAGAUCGCGACCGACCUUCUGGACAAGAAGAGCGCUCUGUAUUCUGAUCGCCCAACUCUUCCGAUGGCCGGUGAACUCGUGGGGUGGGAGACCACGCUCGUCCUUCAGCACUACGACAGCCGCUUCAAGGAGUACCGCCGCUACCUUCACCGCUUCCUUGGCACGCGCGCCGGUCUUGAGCGUUAUCACGACCUCAUCGAGCGCGAGGCGCACAUCAUGGUCAGGCGCAUCAUGGCGGCGCCGAACGAUGUCAACGAGUGCAUUCGCAAGGCCGCCGGUUCAAUCAUCCUUAAGAUGACUUACGGCUACGACACGCGUGAGGAGAAGGAUCAGAUCGUCGAUAUCGUGAACCAGGCCACUACCGAGUUCGGAGACGUGACGGAGGCCGGCAAGAUCUGGAUGGUUGACAUUAUGCCCGUCCUCAAACGCCUUCCUUCUUGGUUCUCCUUCCAUCAACUCGCCAACGCCUACAAGAAGACCCUUGCCGCCAUGGCUGACGUCCCCUUUGACUGGGUGAAGGAGCAGCGGGCAGCUGGCACCGCCGAGCAUUCAUUUGUCUCGGACCUCAUUGACGCCUCCGAGGGCACUUCACAGGAGGAGUUCAACAUCAAAUGGGCUGCGGCAUCGAUGUACUCGGGUGGCGCGGACACCACCGUUGGCACCAUGUACACGUUCUUCCUCUGCAUGACCCUGUACCCCGAAGCGCAACGGAAAGCGCAGGCGGAGAUCGACGCUGUCAUCGGCUCGAACCGCCUUCCGACUCUCGCUGAUCGCGCAAGCUUGCCUUACGUCGAAGCGCUCGUAUCCGAGGUCCUCCGCUGGGGCCCGAUUGGCCCCGUCUGCAUUCCCCACCGCUUGAUGGAGGACGACGUCUACAACGGCUAUUUCAUCCCGAAGGGUUCGCUCGUCCUCGCCAACAUCUGGAACAUGCUCCACGACCCGGCCGUCUACGCGAACCCGCUCAACUUUGAGCCCGAACGCUUCAUCUCCUCGCCCGGGAAGCCCGCUGAGCAGGAUCCCCGCGUGUGCUGCUUCGGUUUCGGCCGCCGCGUGUGCCCGGGUAUGACACUUGCUGAGACGAGCGUGUGGCUGGAGACUGCAUGCGCACUUGCGACCCUCAACGUGUCCAAGUCGCGCGAUGCGUCUGGCGCCGAGAUUACGCCCAGCGGCCGCUACCUCGAUGGCACCAUUGCACACCCCGAGCCUUUCCAGUGCGACAUUAAGCCGCGCUCGGCACAGGCUGAGGCGCUCGUGCGCGACUAA
Peniophora sp. CBMAI 1063 is the source of this 1515-nucleotide messenger RNA. The record is from the annotation of a GenBank genome assembly. Lineage: Eukaryota; Fungi; Basidiomycota; Agaricomycetes; Russulales; Peniophoraceae.